This is a messenger RNA of Corylus avellana, 680 nucleotides long. The record is from RefSeq and is a predicted model, not a curated record. NCBI's taxonomy places the organism in Eukaryota, Viridiplantae, Streptophyta, Magnoliopsida, Fagales, Betulaceae.
AUGUGUAAGAUGCAAGAGUCAGCUAGUACUAUGGUGGAAGGAUACUUAUCAUUGGAGAACAUAAUUCUCAGGUCAAUUGAGGAAGAACAUGAUGAACUAAGUUGCCCUCAGAAAGAAGAGACAAGUUGCUCCGAGAAAGAGGAGCUCAUUGAUAUUGCCACCUUAGUCCAGAGCAAUUGCAGCAAAGUACCUUACUAUGAUCUCCAUAUAAUAUAUAGUGCUUCAUACAGAGUUCCAGUGCUAUUUUUUCGUGCUUACUACGGUGAUGGAGAACCUUUAGGGUUUAAUGAAAUCGAAAAAGACCUUCCUGCUCACUCUGCGAAAGCAUUGUUGGAUUCAAAAUGGAUGUUCAUAACCCAGGAGGAGCAUCCAUACUUGAACAGGCCAUGGUUCAAAUUACAUCCAUGUGGGACAAGUGAGUGGAUGAAGCUGCUUUUCCAUGUUGAUGUUUCUGUGGCUAAAAAUGGAGUGACAGUUGAACUCUAUCUGCUUUCAUGGCUCUCAGUCGUUGGGCAAGUGGUUGGUCUUAGAAUUCCUCUUGAAAUGCUGAAUCAGCAAUAAUGGCUUGUUGAUAACAGUUUCUUUGAUAAUAUCUGCACAUGAUUUCUUUUUUCUACAUUCUACUAAAUGAACAUGCUGGAAACCCCCUUUAUGAUGAAAUAGAAAAGGUAUUAAUUUUA